This is a messenger RNA of Mycena indigotica, 321 nucleotides long. Its product is annotated as Anaphase-promoting complex subunit Apc11. Bases 1 to 321 code for a protein of 106 amino acids. Gene Ontology annotation, biological process: protein ubiquitination; positive regulation of mitotic metaphase/anaphase transition; anaphase-promoting complex-dependent catabolic process. The record is from RefSeq and is a predicted model, not a curated record. NCBI's taxonomy places the organism in Eukaryota, Fungi, Basidiomycota, Agaricomycetes, Agaricales, Mycenaceae. Gene Ontology annotation, cellular component: nucleus; anaphase-promoting complex. Gene Ontology annotation, molecular function: zinc ion binding; ubiquitin protein ligase activity; cullin family protein binding. The transcript has 4 exons.
AUGGACUUCUUGUCUUCCACCGUCAUGAAAGUCACGAUCAAGCAUUGGCACGCUGUCGCCCAAUGGCGCUGGGACACCGGCGCAGACGAUUCAGCGUCGAAUGAGGAGGAGGACGUGUGUGGCAUCUGUCGCGUUGCGUAUGAGGGCUGCUGCCCAGCGUGCAAAGUACCCGGAGAUGAUUGUCCACUCAUCUGGGGCCAGUGCUCGCAUGUCUUCCAUAUGCAUUGUCUGCUCAAGUGGCUCGGGACGCCGGCCUCGAAGCAACAGUGUCCGAUGGAUAGAAGGGCUUGGGUAACUGCGGAGCGCAAACUCGUUGUUUAA